AUGGAGGUUGCCGUGAUCACUGAACCGAGCAGUUUAGUCGAUAAUUUAUUAUUGAUUGUAGCUAUUUUCUAUAUUCUUUGUUUCCUCGUCGGUCUUCUUCUCAAUUCACUCCUUGCCAAAGCUGCGUUCACAUCAAAAGAACUCCGCGGUGUCCCUCACACAUUAAUCGGGAUCCGAUCCGUUUGCGACAUUUUACAUCAAUCUGGCCAUUUACCCCUUCUUUACUCAUUCGUUAAAGAAGACUCAAUCACACAAAAACAGUGCUAUUAUUUACAGUUUAUUCCGAUUCUCGCGAUUCUCGUUGGUGGAGCUGCCGUUUUUCUGUUGUGCAUUGACCGGGUGACGGCGGUUUUGUGGCCGUUGAGGUACCGAACCGCGCAAAGCCGUUCGACUGUGCGCACCAUGUUGAAGCUGGGCGUUGCUGGGGCAAUAGCCGCCGCAGGACUUGUUUUAGCCUAUGAAGAUACACACUCUGACAAAAAAGUGGUCUGCAGUAUCCCAGCCGGUUUGGGUCCUCGUCCUCGACUGAUCUUUGUGCUCACUCUCUUCGUUGUCGCUUUUCUCAUGGCGAUUCUUUAUCUAAUCUCAGCUGGUGUCCUUAAAAAGCAUACAUGUCCAAGUAAACGUCGUCGUUGCAUCUUUCGAUCGGUUCUCUGGUGUGCAUUGAUCUCGUUGGUUGGUUGGGUCCUCACCGCUCUUCUCAAUCUCAUUCUCAUGGUGCACGCCGAGUUCUGGAUGAGAAAGAAUCAACCAGAAGCAAUCACUCUUGAUGGUGGCUUCCUUUUCCUUUCUCAGGCUACAAUCGAGUUGUUGACCCAGCCGACUCCUCGGUGUCUUCUUCUGCAAAUUGCUUCUGGAAUCAUUCUCAAUCUCCUUUGCACAAUGACAUAUUUUGCUUAUUUUUGUUUGAGCUGUGACUAUCGGCGAGCUCUUCGAAGUCAAUGGGCAACAAUUGGAUGGCAUCCAUUCCAAUCACUUUCCGAGACUGACUCAACCGAAGUGAAGCCAGCAUUGGUG
Molecule: messenger RNA, 1017 nt
Organism: Mesorhabditis belari
Lineage: Eukaryota; Metazoa; Nematoda; Chromadorea; Rhabditida; Rhabditidae
Source: the annotation of a GenBank genome assembly